AUGGAGAACAACACAACCAUCUUUCAAGAUGUCACUCGGGUUGUAAAUCUGACAGAAAUGCCUCUGAACCCUCUCGAAGAGCAGGUCAUAACAAUAUUUUUGACAUUGCUCAUCUGUGUAGUAGGGAUCGCUGGGAAUAUCAUGGUGGUGCUGGUCGUGCUGCGCACUAAACACAUGGUGACUCCGACCAACUGUUACCUCGUCAGUCUGGCCGCCGCAGACCUCAUUGUGCUCCUGGCUGCAGGGCUGCCGAAUAUCUCUGAUGUAGUAGCCUUCUGGAUAUACGGGUACACGGGGUGCUUGUGUAUAACUUACCUGCAGUACCUGGGCAUCAACGUGUCGUCCUGCUCCAUCACAGCCUUCACCAUCGAGCGGUACAUUGCUAUUUGUCACUCCAUAAAGGCACAAUUCAUAUGCACCGUUUCCCGGGCCAAGAGGAUCAUAGCUGGAGUCUGGGUGUUCACCUCACUCUACUGCAUUAUGUGGUUCUUCUUAGUGGACACAGAUGAAACCAUCUAUACCAACGGAGUGGUGGUCACUUGUGGCUACCGUGUGUCCAGGAGCCUCUACAUGCCAAUCUAUUUCCUGGACUUUACUUUGUUCUAUGUGAUCCCCCUCACUGUGGCCACCGUGCUCUACGGGCUCAUCGCAAGGAUUUUGUUCAUGAGCCCUCUGCCCUCGCAUCUGAACGACAGAGCCGGAGGAGGGUCGGUCCACCAGGGUCACUCCAGCAGCGGCAACAACGCCAACAAGGGUGCAGUCUCUGCUAGGAAACAGAUAACAAAGAUGCUAGCUGUGGUGGUCGUCCUCUUCGCCUUGCUCUGGAUGCCUUACCGAACGCUGGUGGUGGUCAACUCGUUUAUCGACCCGCCUUACCACAACACCUGGUUCCUGCUCUUCUGCCGGAUGUGCAUCUACACCAACAGUGCCAUCAACCCCAUCAUUUACAACCUCAUGUCUCAGAAGUUUCGUGUCGCGUUCAAAAAGCUCUGCAAGUGCAAGUGGCGACACGAGGAGAAGGCGCCAGAGUACAAUGUGCCGAUGUAUUACAGCGUGAUAAAGGAUUCAUCCCACGAGAGCAACGAGCUGGUCACAGAGCAAGAGGAGGUGAGCGGCCAAACCGGCAAGAGGGUCAACGAAACGGAUGACGACGCGAGCACUUUCAGUAUUUCUUAA
Messenger RNA from Chelmon rostratus (copperband butterflyfish), 1176 nucleotides. RefSeq names its product thyrotropin-releasing hormone receptor-like. Bases 1 to 1176 code for a protein of 391 amino acids. Gene Ontology annotation, cellular component: membrane. The record is from RefSeq and is a predicted model, not a curated record. Gene Ontology annotation, biological process: phospholipase C-activating G protein-coupled receptor signaling pathway. Lineage: Eukaryota; Metazoa; Chordata; Actinopteri; Chaetodontiformes; Chaetodontidae. The transcript is spliced from 2 exons. Gene Ontology annotation, molecular function: thyrotropin-releasing hormone receptor activity.